Messenger RNA from Echinostoma caproni, 1278 nucleotides. The record is from the annotation of a GenBank genome assembly. Lineage: Eukaryota; Metazoa; Platyhelminthes; Trematoda; Plagiorchiida; Echinostomatidae.
AUGCUGACAGGGUGUAAACCAUUCCACCAGGAAAACGAAUACAAUUUGACCGAGAUUCGUCAAUUUGGAGAUGAAUUAGUGAAAAUGUUGGACAUAUUCAGCCUCAAACACUUUCUUCGAAACAUCGUUGAGAAAUACUACGAGAAAGAAAUUAUUCAAGAAGUGGAAUCAAUUUUCCGUGUGGUUAGCUCGAAAGAAAAUGUCUAUGCGAACAACAGAUUGCAUUCAAAGCAAAACCGAGAGCACAUAUUCGGUUAUCCGAGGGACUUGGAGCGCUUCAUUCCACUGGAAGAGAUUUGCAUGUUCCUAGAUCACUGGUUGCUGAAUUCAUCUCGAUUAUACAAGAAGCUGUUUCUGCUGAAUAUUUUGCAACAGGUGCCCGAGAGUAUUCAUCUGUCUCUGUGGGAGUUGUUCAAGUUUAUCAUUCACGCCAAAACUGUUACUCCGGAUUUAAAGCACAACGAAACAAAAUGUGAUAAACUAGACAAAUUAUUACACCAAUUGCCUUUGGAGAUAGGAGCCAAGAUUGCCCGAUUGGUCAGAACUGAAGACGAAGAGAAAAAAAGCAAUUGGUCUACAGUGGAAUCAAACAAGCAGUCCGAUGGAAGAUUCCCGGUUCCAGCUUUCAAACAGUCUCAGAUCAGUUUGAUCGGUCACGCAGGUAGUGUGCGCACCCUGUGGCUGGAUACUAAAUGGCGUCUACUGCUGUCCGGAAGCUAUGAUACCAGCAUACGAUUAUGGGAUCUAUCCGAGCCCUCGGAUCACAUCCGGGACGGGAGGAACAACCCGGUCAGCGUGCUUUCACAUCCGGACCCCAGGAGGAUAAAUGCACGUUCGAUCAGGUCACGUUGUGUACGAAUUUAUCACGGCCACACAAGCACGGUUCUGAGCCUGUGGUUGGAUGAUUUCACGUGGCCGCGAAUGAGAACAUCAUGCGAAUCGGUCGGUCGUUCCAAACCGAAGCUUCGAUCCAGUCAGUCACCGACUAGCCGAUUGGGCAAACACACAUUGCGUUUUGUCACAGGUGGAGCGGAUUGUUUAUGCUUUGUGUGGAGAUUGGACUCGCGAGAACCGUUGUGGCGUAUGCAGCAUUUGCGACCGGUCACCGCAGUUGUCAUGCAUAAGUACUUGUGCGCGUCCGGUGAUGCCAAUGGACAAAUCAAAGUGUGGCGCUUGACUGGGUCGAAGCCUUAUUUGAUAAAGGUGAGUGACUAUGGAGGGCGGCCAAACAGUGCAAGAGUAAAACAAUACAUUGCGCAUUACUUACUCAGACUGUAA